AUGGCUGCCAACACCAGUCAGGGCGAUCCUCGCCAGGUGGAUGACACAAUCCCCAUGACCCAAUCUCAAAAGACCGUCUUUGAGUUUGGUGAUUUUGAUCACUCUGCUAUUCCUCUAGAGAAGGAAGAGUGGCCGGUCAUUAUCAUCGGCUCGAGCAUGGUCGGCAUGACGCUCGGCGUUCUUCUGGGGUACCAUGGGAUUAAGUCCGUCUCCUUCGACCGCCAUCCUUCAACCGCUAUCCAUCCCCGGGCCGCCCUCUUCCUCCUGCGCUCCGUCGAGAUCUUCCGCCAGCUGGGCCUGGAAGACCACCUCCGCGAGAACAGCGCGCUCAACUUUGACCUCGACGCCGGCAUGCUCAUCGUGGAGAAGCUGGUAGGCGGCAAAGUGAUUGCCUCCCUGCAGGAGAGCGACCCGGCCAGGGUGGCCGAAGUCACACCUUCGAACCGUCUCUGGCUGACCCAGAACAUGUUCGAGCCUCUGCUGCGCGCGAGCGCCCAAGGGUCCGGCGCCACGCAGGAAUUCAAGCAGGCGGUGGUGCACUACGAGGAAGGGGACGACGGGGUCCUCGUGGUCGUCCAAGACUUGGAGACGGGCGCGUACCGCAAGUUCAAGACGCAGUACCUCGUGGCGUGCGACGGGAACCGCAGCGCGACGAGGGCCAAGGAGGGCAUCGCGUGGGGCGGACCGGGCGUCGUGGGCGAGAACAUCUCGAUUAAUUUCAAGGCGGAUCUGAUCUCGCACCUGGGUACCCGCGCCAAGCACGGCGUGACCCGGUUCCCGCCGGACUCGGUGACGGGCGCGGAUGCGAAGCGGUAUUUCCGCGACGCUACGGGGAUCGAGGACGAUGUGGGUCUCGAGGUCGAGUCCAUUUCCUACUGGUCUGUUGCCGGGUUGAAUAGCGAGCGGUUCGAGAGCAGAAAGGAUGCUCAUAAUCUCGCUUGGAAGCUCGCAUAUGUGCUCUCUGGGAAAGCUGCGCCAUCGCUCCUGAGGACGUACAGCUCUGAGAGGCAGCCGGUGGCCUUCCAGACCAUGCAACAAGCGUACUACCGCCUCCAGACCCGCGUCUUUCGCCAGCAGCCCGACGAGCCGGAGCUACCCGAUCUGACGUGCGAGAUCGGCUACCGCUACCCUUUGGGCGCGCUCGUUGUUUCGGAAGAGGAGUCGGAAGAUGCCAGUUGCAUAUGGGAGGACCCCCAUGCGCCUCUCGUUCUUGCUGGUUCCCGAUUCCCGCACGUAGAGAUCACCGACUCGGGUGAUGCCUCUCGUCGCAUCUCCACGCUCGAUUUGGUCAAGACCCAAUUUCUCGUGGUGGUUGCGGAUGAGGCAUCCCCGUGGGUGGAGGCAGCCAAGAUUUCACCCUUGGGCAUUGAUUGCUAUUCUCUGCAUGCGACAUCGACUCCCUAUCGCGAUGCGGAAGGCAAGGUUCGUCGAGUCUGUAAGCUGGGCGAAGGGGAGGCACUUCUUGUGCGACCGGAUGGGUUUAUCGCGUGGCGGGCUGGUAAGCGGGAAAGCGGCCAUGAAGCGGUACUACAGCAAGUUUUGCGGGAGAUUUUGGGUUAA
Molecule: messenger RNA, 1560 nt
Organism: Parascedosporium putredinis
Lineage: Eukaryota; Fungi; Ascomycota; Sordariomycetes; Microascales; Microascaceae
Source: the annotation of a GenBank genome assembly